Molecule: messenger RNA, 1326 nt
Organism: Periconia digitata
Lineage: Eukaryota; Fungi; Ascomycota; Dothideomycetes; Pleosporales; Periconiaceae
Source: the annotation of a GenBank genome assembly
UUUCUUUUUCCAACCAAGCGCUCCAUCAGGUCUAUUCAUCAUCACAUUUCGAGGCCAACUGCACACGAAAGCAGAAAAUAAAAACCCCAAAGGUACCGAAAGAAUGAGCGAGUUCCCAGGACAUAUGCACGGCGGGCCCGCACCGUAUCACGAUCACAUCUUGACUGUUACGGAUCAGAGUUGUCCCGAUCCUUAUGUGCUAUGGGAUCAGGGAACAUAUUAUAUGACAUUUACUCGCGGUGAUCGGAUUGAGCUUUGGUCCGCAGAUACGCUGUUUGACUUUGAGAAGAGAUGUCGUAAAGAGGUCAUUUGGCGUCCACCUCCCGGAAAACCCUACUCGGGCGACCUUUGGGCUCCAGAACUGCACAACCUCAAUGGGAAAUGGUAUGUCUACUUCGCCGCCGACGACCCAGCACACGGCAACCGCUCGCACCGUAUGUUUGUCCUCAACGGCCCACCAUCCUCCCAAUCCCCACUCGACCCUGCUGCAUGGUCCUUCCACGGGCGUCUGGACGGUAUGCCUGAAGAUCAAUGGGCCAUCGACGGCACGGUCAUCACACUCCACAACUCCCUCUGCUUCGUAUACUCUGGUUGGCCACUAGGCAACUCGCACGACGAAAGCCGCCAGGAAAUCUACAUCAUCGAAAUGACCUCACCUACCAGCGUCACCGGCAGCCCCGUCCGCAUCUCCUCGCCUGAUCAGCCCUGGGAAUUCUCAGGAAAAUCCGGCAUCAACGAGGGCCCGCAGUGGCUCGCGUCCCCCUACGGCAACUGGGCCGGCAUCGUCUACUCGUGCGCCGGAAGCUGGACCCACGAGUACAAAAUGAACAUUCUCUUCUACACUGGCGGUCACCCUCUCGCACCAACCAGCUGGGCCAAAUCCACAAAACCCCUCCUUCAAGCCGCCCGCGAUGACACGCCCCCGUAUGGUCCUGGUCACGGUAACUUCGUCGCUGUUACGGGUCCUGCUGGCCCGGAAGUGUGGGGUGUGUUCCACGCCACAGACCAGAAGACAGGGUGGGAGGGCCGAAAAGCAAGGGUGAUGCGCGUUGGGUGGGGACAAAAUGGUCCAUUUAUGGGGAGUGGGUACUGCGGGCGGUGCUGUGGAGAUGUGAAUCACUUCAUCAAUGGGUGCGAUGGUGGGGUUUGCGGUGGGAAAGGCGAGGUUGGGGGAACUGGGGGGAAUCAGGGCGGUCAUUCUAUCAAUAAUAAGGAUGAUGUUAAGAGAGAGGUCAAAGCUGUGGUUGAUCAGGGGAAGAAGUUGCUCAAUAAGUUUUUGAAGUAAGGUGGGUGCCGGAACAGGGAUGCAUGCGUACACACUUCGAC